CCAUUUUGUCACGCCUAGGGCAAGCCAAGUGCCACACCUCGGUCGCCUUCACGUGUUCAACACUAUUCUUUAAUUCGUUCAUAUGUACGGCGCCGCUAAUAAAUUUUUUUUUCCUCUUUUAGUAUCCCCAAACCACAAGCCAAGCAGAAAAAUGGACAAGUCGAAAAAAAAAGGGUAAACUGAUAAAGGAAGAUAAAAAACUCAAAACCCAGAAAGGCAGACAUUUUUGCUCCCGACAGAACUGAACUGACAAACAAACGCCUCAUAUUUUGUUUCUACCCUUUCCAGUUUUAUAGUCGGUAAUUGGGAAUUUUUUUCUCUUUUUUGAUUUAUUUCUUUUGGCCUGGAUUUCUCUGUUUUUGUUCACUUCCUCUACGGAAUUCAAAGGUUUUAUGUUGACUCAUUCAGUUCAUUUCCAUUAUGGUGACUGCAUGUCAGAUGUGUGGUGACAGGGGCUUCUCUGUGGCAUUGAUUCACUGUGACAACUGUCAGGCUUCUGCUGUGCAUCGUUAUUGCCUAGACAAGUUACCAGCCACUUUUGAGGAGCAUGUUGUUUGGUUUUGUGUGGACUGUGAACCAAAUGUUGUAGAAUCAUCUACUCUCCAGCAGGAUCAUCCUGUGUCCAGCUCUCAAUCAAGAUUAAAGGACAGUCCUGUUAGAAAAUCGAAGGGGAACAAUGACAUCAAAAUAUUAAAGAAUAAGGAGGGAAAAUAUAACAGUGACUCAUUGGCGAUAUCACGGGUGCAAAGAAAAAGUAGCCCCUCGCUUCAGCCUCCUGAGAAUCUUGAAAAAGACGAGACACUGAGAAGAUCAUUGGGAGAGCAUGGGCCUGGCUCCAAUAAGGAUGUCAGAUGUAUUGAAGCUAAAGGGCGUCUUAAUACUUGUACACCUUCAAAAGGGUCAUAUUGGGUUAACAUUAAUGAGGAAGCUGAAUCUGUCAAUAAUAGAACAUCUCUUAUAGCCAUCAAUCAGCAUUCAAACAUCAUAGAGCAUACUAAUGUUUUGGACGAAGGGUUGAGGGAACUGGAUGGGGUACAUUUUGAUAAGGUGGCUGCAUGUGUUAAAACUAAAGCAUCUCUUGUGGCUACCAGUAAGCAAAUCCUAAAACACAGUUAUGUACCUGCACAACCAAUAUUUGAACCGAUAUGGAGGGGAAGAUUUUGUCUUUUUGAUGAAAAUUUUGCUGCUGGAGUUGUUGCUCAUUUGUCUUGCUUAGCAUGCUUGAAAGUUUGUGAGACAGCAAAAUGUUUACCUGAAUCGCUUUGCCUAGAAUUGCUUUGCAGAUGUGAUGUGUGGCCAAAAGGCUUUAAGAAAUUGGGGCCAAGUGAAGAAAGUAUUGCUCUUUAUUUCUUUCCAAGUAAUGAAAGGGACGAGAAGAUUUUUGACGGUCUAGUAUAUAAGAUGAUUGGACAAGAUCUUGGCAUGAGAGUUGUUGUUCAAGAUGUAGAACUAUUAGUUUUCACUUCUAACACAUUGCCACUGCACUUUUGGAGGUUCCAGGAGAAGUUUUAUUUGUGGGGGGUGUUUAGGGCAAAGCAAGCUUCACAUUCAACAAAUGUAAUUCAUGGAGAGUAGAAAAACCUUAUGAAAACCUGGGAUUCACAGACUAAUAUUAGUCCUUUAAGCGAUGCUGGCCCAACUCCCUGAAUUGCACACCAGUCUUUUGAUUUGGGUUGUGAAUAAAUAGAUGUAAAGUAGAAUGGAUGGAAUCUAAACAUGCAUAUAAAAGCUAAAGGGGAGUAACAACAAAUUAACUACACGUAGAAUGUUCUCUAAUUGAGUUAGUUUCUUUUUGUUAUGAAAUCCAUUAAUACCAUUUUAUUUUUUCUCAAGUCCUCACUAUCUUCUUCAUUUGUAUGUAGGAAAAUUUUCAUUGUAAUACCUGACCAUCGCUUUAUUACUUCUUUUGUUACACCUCUCUUUUCUAUACAUUAAAAAAUUUUUUGUCCUAAUUUUUUCGAGUCAGGAUUUGCCACACAUGUAAUUUUGUUGUCUAGUCUUGUACUAAUAAUUGGUAAGUUUAAAGAAAAAGAAUAGAGAAUGCCUCCAACAAGUAAUUUAUAGUGUAGGAAUCACCAUUUCCUCAUCCAUUAAUUUAUGUAUUCUGAAUGUCGACUAGUAGUGUUUUGAGCCUUGGAGAAAAAUUCCAAAAUUCUUUUAGCAACUCUUUUUUUUCAUCUUCUUUCCCUUUCUCAACUUGGAUUUUUUAUGAACUUUAUGGAUUCUUCUAGAUCUGAGCCAUAAGUUAGGUCUUUCAAUCUGGUGGGUCAUGGCUAUUUGGUGGCUUGUAAAUGCCGUGGAUGGUAGUUCAAUGGUGCCAGUGUGUUUCGGUGUUAAGUUGGUGAAGCUGGUGGUGGUUAGGAUUUUUUGGCCAUGAAUGGUUUGGGUAGUUUUGCUGGGAUGUUGAAAAUGGUGGUCUAAAAUAUGGGGACUGAGGCUGUUGGCUGAAUGGGUCUUGUCGAAUGGUAAGCGUUGGUGUUUGAAGAGAUGCUGGGACUUGAAAAUUUGUGGUGCUGGUUAGGUUGAAUGGGACUAUUUGGGCAUGGAAGGUCGGUUGAAAGCAGGGAUGGCGAUGUUGGUUGGGUGGGUCUCGGUUGCUGAAUGGGAAUGAACAAUGAGGGUUGAAAAUUUUUUUUGCCCCCUUGAUGGUCUCUGUAUUUUCUCCCCUUUAGUUGUGUGUAUUCGAGUUUUCUUUGUAGAAUCCUUAUUCUUUUCGAAAAUCAUGGGACUGAAUUCAUUUUGGACUGUUGCCUAUUGUCACUGCAUUUUUGGAGAUGAUACUUGUUGAUUUUUGGGUGAAGGAAAAUUGAUGAAUGUUUGAUCAAAUUGUGCUUAAGAAGAUGGGGUAAAAUUUGAGAGUUAAAAGGUGAGAGCUGAAAUUGGGAUGGUUUUGGAAAAGACUACUGGGUUUGGGGAAUGAAGAUUGCCAUGGCAGCGGACCUUUUCUUCAUUUUUUGUAA
Molecule: messenger RNA, 2960 nt
Organism: Durio zibethinus
Lineage: Eukaryota; Viridiplantae; Streptophyta; Magnoliopsida; Malvales; Malvaceae
Product: PHD finger-containing protein 1-like
Biological process (GO): negative regulation of transcription elongation by RNA polymerase II
Molecular function (GO): histone reader activity
Source: RefSeq, a predicted model, not a curated record